GGAGUGUGGGCUCAGCUUCCUCAACUGCCAGACAUCUCCCUUCAGCAAAUUACUCUUGGCACCAGGACCACAGCUUGCCAAUGCACAUGGAAAGAAGGUGCUCCCUUUGGAGGUGACACCCACGGCCCCACUAUAAAUGCAGCCCAGGCAGGGCAGGGGCCGGAGCUAUGAUCCCGAGCUGCUGUAACACCCACUGAGCCUCGGCUGCCGACACCAUGAGCUGCUCCCAGAGCUCUUCCAGCUGCCUGCGAGGGGGCAGCGGGGGCAGCCAGCACGGCUCUGCAUCAGCACACAGAUACACCACGUCCAGGGCGGGCAGCUCCAGGAGCAGCUGCGGGGCGUCGAGCUUUGGGAGGAUGAGGAGCAACAGCUACGGAGGGGGAAUGAGCAGCGGAAUGGGGGGCAGCUCCUAUGCAGGGGGAUGGAGUGCGGGCACCUAUGGAGGGACGAUGCGCUGUGGCGGCAUGGGAAGUGGAUUUGGAGCAGGAGGGAGCGGGUUCAGUGCUGGGUAUGGAGGGAGCUUUGGCUCAGGCAGUGCUGGGUUCAGUGCUGGCAGCUUCGGUGGCGGUGGCUUUGGUGGAGAGAACAUGGGAAUCCUGUCCAACAAUGAAAAGCUGACCAUGCAGAACCUUAACGACCGCCUGGCUUCAUACCUGGACAAGGUCAGAAGUCUGGAAAGAGAAAAUGCUCAACUCGAACAAUUGAUCAGGGAGUGGUACCAGAAACAAGGUCCUACAGGAAGAAAGGACUACAGCCACUACUACAGCACAAUUGAAGACCUUCAGAAUCAGAUUCUGACUGCAGCUGUGGAGACCAACAAAAUACUUCUGAACCUGGAUAACACAAGGAUGACUGCAGAAGACUUCAGGACAAAGUAUGAGACCGAGUACGGGCUGCGGCAGCAUGUGGAGGCCGACAUCAACACGCUGCGGCCGCUGCUGGACAGCCUGACUCUGACCAGGUCUGACCUGGAAAUGCAAUUUGAGUCCCUAAAAGAAGAGAUGAUCAGCCUCAAGAAGGACCACGAGGAGGACAUGAAAUCACUGCAGUCACAAUCUGGUGGUGACGUGAAUGUGGAGGUCAAUGCUGCUCCGGGAGAGGAUCUGCUGAAAAAACUGAAUGAUAUGAGACAAGAAUAUGAACAAAUUAUCCAGAAAAACCGUCAAGAGGUUGAAAGUUGGUAUGAGAACAAGAUGGAAGAGGUGAGCCAACAAGUCCACACGAGUGGUAAGGAACUGGAAUCAAGCAACCAACAGAUCUCUGCGCUGAGACGUGACUAUCAGAGCCUGGAAAUUGAGCUGCAGUCUGAGCUCAGCAGGGUGGGAGCUCUGCAGUCCAACCUGGAGGACACAGAACGCCGCUACAACAUGCAGCUGCAGCAGAUCCAGGCCAUGAUUGGCCCCUUGGAGGAGGAGCUGGCCAGCAUCCGCUGCGAGAUGGAGAGCCAGAACCAGGACUACAAAGUGCUGCUGGGCAUCAAGACCCGCCUGGAGCAGGAGAUUGCUCAGUACCGGGCACUGCUGGAGGAAGGGCAGCAUGGUAUUAGCAUCUCACAGGGAGGAGCUGGUGGUGGAUCUUCUGGAGGACACGGACACGGAGGAACAAGUGGGUCUUCAACACGAGGUGGAAGCGGAGGAGGAAGCAGCUGGUGCUCGGGUGGAGGAUCUGGUGGAAAAUCUGGAGGCGGAGGAGGAGGCAGCAGAGGAGGAGGAGGUGGAGGCUGUGGAAAAGCUUCAGGCGGAGGAGGGAGCAGUGCUGGGGGAGAGGGGGGCAAAAGCUGCCUCUCCCGCUCAUCAUCCUCCCACUCCCAGUCUGGCAGCUCCUGUGAAAGCCCAGGGAGUUUCAGGAGGUCUGAGUACUGACGGGUUCGGCUCCUGGGGGCUUCAGCCACAGCGCAAUGAGAGGAGCAUCCCUGUUCCAUCCCAGCUGCAACUCAGGGCUCUGCCCAGCUGCCUCUCCACCUGAAUUUCUGUGCUGAAUCAGUGAUAACUGUGUUAAUCUCUACCGUGAUUGGUACUUCUGUGGGAAAAAGACUACUCUCAUUAAUAAAUCUUUACUUCUCUCUGAUGCAACCAGAUAGCUGCAUCUGGCAGCAGCCUCCUUUAGCAUUCAUUCUUGCAUGAAUUGGUCACAAAUGUCACACCCUGCCUGUGGAAUACACAAUAACAGCUCAAUUAGGUUACUCAAAAGACCCCAGAGCUCUCAGCAGCACAUUCACCACUUCAGAGAACUGCCAAAGUCCCGCGAGGUG
Coturnix japonica (Japanese quail) is the source of this 2251-nucleotide messenger RNA. Its product is annotated as keratin, type I cytoskeletal 19-like. NCBI's taxonomy places the organism in Eukaryota, Metazoa, Chordata, Aves, Galliformes, Phasianidae. Gene Ontology annotation, biological process: intermediate filament organization; epithelial cell differentiation. The record is from RefSeq and is a predicted model, not a curated record. Gene Ontology annotation, cellular component: cytoskeleton. Gene Ontology annotation, molecular function: structural molecule activity.